Molecule: messenger RNA, 741 nt
Organism: Benincasa hispida (wax gourd)
Lineage: Eukaryota; Viridiplantae; Streptophyta; Magnoliopsida; Cucurbitales; Cucurbitaceae
Source: RefSeq, a predicted model, not a curated record
AUGAAAGAUUUGGGACCACUCAGUUAUUUUCUUGGCCUUAAGGUCUCGUCCUACUCUGAUGGGUACUAUUUGUCUCAGAAAAAAUAUGCUUUUGAUCUAUUGACUCGUUCUGGUAUUGUUGAUUUUGCCACCUCCUCCAUACCACUGGAUCAGAACAUUCAUCUUAUCCCUUUUGAUGGUCUUUCUCUCAAUGAUUCCAUUCUAUAUCGACAGCUUAUUGGUAGUCUUAUCUAUUUAACUAUGACUCGCCUAGGUAUUGCCUGUGCAAUUCAUAUUGUCAGUCAAUUUAUGGCCGCUCCUCGCACUAUACACUUUACUAUCGUAUAUUGUAUUCCACACUAUGUUAAAGGCACUCUUGCUCAUGGACUUCAGUUCUCUUCUCAGUCAUCCCUUGUUCAAUCUGGCUACUCUGAUGCUAACUGGGCUCGUGAUCCUAUUGAUAAACGAUCCACCAUAGGUUACUGUUUUUAUCUCGGUGAUUCUUUCAUUUCCUUGCGUAGUAAGAAACAAACUGUUGUUUCGCGUUCUAGCACAGAUUCUAAAUAUAUGCACUUGCCGAUGCUACUUCAAAGUUAUUAUGGCUUUGCUAGCUCCUUAAAGAUAUGGGAAUUCUUCAACUCUCUGCUACUAUCCUUCACCGUGACAAUCGAAGCGCUAUCUAAAUUGCUCACAAUGAUGUAUUUCAUGAACGUACCAAACACAUUGAAAAUUAUUGUCAUUGUGUCCAUCAUCAUCUUCUGA